UCUCCUCCUCCUCCUCCUCUACACCUCUCUCUCUCUCUCUCUCUCUCUCUCUCUCUACACCUCUUCUCCUCAGCAGCGCCAUUUCCUUUUGAUCACCACCGCUCUCCGCGAAUCCUCUUUGAUCGCGCUUCUCUGCGUCCUAAGCUCUCCGUGUUCUCCCAAUCGCGCCGCGUUCUGGGUGUGGCUUGGACAGGGUUAAUUAUCAAGACGGAUUCAUUUCGGUUCUCGUUUAACUUUAAAUCGCGUCUCCGAUCACUCUGGCCAGCUCCGUGGCACCGCCUUCUCGCACCUUAAGAAAGGUGUGGGCUUUAGAGGAUGCAAUUUGUCCUCGUUCCUCCGUUCCGAUCUCCUCUGUUCUUACAGCUUGGCUUCUCUUCCGCAUUCCGAAAGGAUCUCCCAUAGAUAAUGGUUAAUCCGUGAAGCUCCUUUUGACGAGUAUCGCCUAUAUGUAAUAGCCUUCCGCAUCGUCUUUGCCUUAGUCGUGUUAGUUGUUCAAAGAUCGAUAGGAGUUUAAGAACCUUUUAGAAGGGGAUUGAUUAGUUGCCGUUGCUUCUAGUUUGCGAGUGUAGAAUUAUUCAAGAUGGCGAGGUUCAACUGCUUCUCGACUCUUCUGGUCGGAAAGAAGAAAAAAUCCAAGGAAUCACCAAAAGCCGCCGUCGUUGCUAAGAAGGUGAAUAGCAAUGGAAGUGUACAAGUGGAGCCGGAGGAAUUUGUGUAUCAGUCGAUCAAGGAACGCAAAAAUGAGCCGUCUUUGGACGUAUUUGUGCCGCCAUUUACUGAGGAAACGAGCCCUUCACAGAAAACGAAAGUGGCGGCGAAAGAGAGCUCGGUGAGGGCUGAACCCUCUGCUGAGGUAGCUUAUGAUGGAGGCGAUGAGCAAGACGAUAUCUUGUCGAUGAAGAGGGACUUCUCGGACUUUGACCUACAGGCUCGAGCCGAACCUAAAUCCGAGCAGAACCCUCGUGAUUCGAUCGGACCCAAUAAUGAAGUCGACAAUGGAGGAGUGGAGGACAAGUCCGAGAGAGAAGAAGGGAUCACUCCUGAGAUAAAGAUCCAAAGCGGGCAUGUGAGUGAUCCCGGAAUUGGGAGGAAGAUGGACUUACUGGGAUCUCCUCAACUAAAGAGGUCAUGCUCAAAUAUCGAGACUAAGAGAGUUAAUAAAUUGCUCGAUUCACCUACCAAGACCAAUUCAUAUGAUGAUCUCCAUAAUUUGUUAAACAAUGCUGUGAAUAAAGGAAUGCCCGUCGGGAUUCAGGGUAGCCCAUUAUCGGUAAAAACUUCGUUCAGUGCUGAUAAAGUGAUGUUAAAGAAGAGGUCUUCGAGCCAAGUGCUUCCCUCAAGAAGCCGGAAGCUGUGGUGGAAGCUCUUUCUAUGGAGCCACAGGAACCUCCACAGGCCCCGGACCACUCAGCCGCAAAGAAUGGUGCCGUCGAACGCCACAAUCACCAAUAAGAAAGGCGGGUAUGCUUCGGAUACUAUCGAGGCUAGCCCAACCCAUUUGAUCGAUAAGAAGAACAAGAAAGUGAUGACGGAGCCGCAGAAUUACCAAUGGGUUGCUUUCUCUGCGGAAGCAUCUAAUCUGGAUAGGGUUAAUGCUUGGGUGAAUAGCCUUGAGGAUUGCCCCUUCGGCCCUAACGAGGAUGAAGGCAAUACGAAUGAGGACGCGGAAGCCGCGAGGGCUAUAUUUUACGCAAAUGUGACCGAGAUCGGGGAGUCGUCGGGGGGGAAGAACCACUCUCAUAGUGGAGGCCGGCGUGUGGUUGAUGAGGAUCUACAAGCUAAUAAUAUUAUCCAAUCUCUUAAUACAUUUUCAUCUGUGGCUCACAUAUCUGGCAUGGGCCUGAAGGUUAUUCCUACCAUCUCGGCCUUUACUAGCCUUCGGACGGUCAAUUUGUCUGGCAACUUUAUAGUGCACAUUUCCCCUGGAUCCCUGCCGAAGGGCUUGCAUGCUCUUGAUCUGUCGAGGAACAAGAUUGGCACCAUUGAGGGGCUUAGGGAAUUGACAAGAUUGAGGGUUCUUAACUUAAGCUACAAUAGGAUCUCUCGCAUUGGUCAAGGACUCUCGAACUGCACUGCGAUUAAGGAGCUAUACCUGGCUGGGAACAAAAUAAGCGAAGUCGAGGGCCUCCACCGCCUACUCAAACUCGCUGUACUUGACCUCAGCUUCAACAAGAUAACUACCGCCAAGGCGCUGGGCCAGCUCGUUGCGAACUACCACUCACUCCUAGCCCUAAACUUACUGGGCAAUCCUAUCCAAUCCAACAUUGGCGAUGACCAGCUUCGGAAGGCGGUCUCGGGCCUCCUCCCGCAGCUCACCUACUUAAAUAAGCAGCCCAUCAAGCCGCAGAGGGCCCGUGAGGUGGCCACCGACAGCGUGGCGAAGGCCGCGCUGGGGGUCAACGAUUGGAGCUCGCGGCGGAAGAUGGCUCGGCGAGUGAGCCAGGGUUCGGGCUCAUCAAGCAGGGGUCGGGCCGGAGAAGGGAGCAGCAGCUUGCAUCGGGGAUCAGGGCACAAGAACGGGAAGCAGAGGUCGAAAAGCAGGCACCAGAACUCGAGCUCUGCAAGGAAAUAAAGCAGAUAAAAAUCUCACCAUCCUUUUCAGGCACAAUAAAAAUAACAAAUAAAAGGGAAAUCUUGCCGUGGGUAUUGUAUCGUACAAGGUAUGCUUUGCGUACUUCAAAAAAUUCCUUGCAGUGCUGCUGAUGAGCUAGCAAAAACACUAGACCAUUAAAUCAAAAGAAAGUCGGACCGCUGAUUAAGCUACACAUUAAGAUGACGAGUCAUCAAUUGCAUUUGAGGGGGAUCUUCAGAAGUGCGAAGAAGUAUUACUUUUGUUACAUUUGUGUUAUAUAUUGGGAGUAUUGGCUUAGUUUUCGUCGAUUUUGAAAAUAAAGAGUUGGGCAAAAAAUCAUUUCGGGUCGCAUUUAGGACUCUCUAUAUUUGUGUGUUCAGAGGAGAAGGUGGGAUAUCUUCCUUUUUUUUUUUUUCUCUCAUUUUUAUGUUAUUAUCCUUCUGGUCGGUUUGUGUUUGGCGUUUAUUAUCUGAACUUGGUUGUUAUGGAGGAGAUGAGUGUAAUUGCCAAAGUUGGUGUUAGCUUAUUAUUUUAUCUCGAGUUUUGGGUAACCAAAUUUUGUUGGA
Messenger RNA from Ananas comosus (pineapple), 3138 nucleotides. RefSeq lists its product as uncharacterized. The coding region runs from base 581 to 2572 and encodes 663 amino acids. Gene Ontology annotation, molecular function: protein kinase binding. The transcript is spliced from 5 exons. Gene Ontology annotation, cellular component: cytoplasm. The record is from RefSeq and is a predicted model, not a curated record. NCBI's taxonomy places the organism in Eukaryota, Viridiplantae, Streptophyta, Magnoliopsida, Poales, Bromeliaceae.